GACAGACUUCAAACUUGAUGACACACUUAAUGUAAUCAAAUCAAACAAAAAUUUCUUUAAAGUUUAAACAUAUUAUAUAUCUAAUUUUUUGGAAAUGUCUUUGAUUGGAAAAUUACAAGACGAAAAUAUACCAUUGGCAGAUGAUGAUCCACAAGUAAUAAUUAAUGAUGAUGAUCAGAAAAUUCCUAACGGAAGGUCAAUGGACUCUUUACAAUCAUCGGAGUCAAAUGAAUCUAGUGUCUCUAUAGUUGACAUAAAUCCUGAUGAAAAGGAGGAAAAAGCUAGGCUUAUAUCACAAGUUCUUGAGUUGCAAAAUACCUUGGAUGACUUAUCACAACGCGUCGAUAGUGUGAAGGAAGAAAAUUUAAAAUUAAAAUCCGAAAAUCAGGUACUUGGGCAAUACAUUGAAAAUUUAAUGUCUGCCUCGUCUGUAUUUCAAUCAACAAGUCCUAACUCGAAAAAAAAAUAAUUCUAUUUGUUAGUAUGUAUAUUGUUUUAAACAAGAAUUGAAAAAAAAGACAAAUGCGUAAGCAUUUUCUAAAUUGCACGUUAUUGAAAUUGAAAACCACAUCUUUAGUACUUUUCAAAAGAGCAUAUCGAGAGAUAUUGUCAAGUGCUAGAUAGCUUUAAUGCAUAUUUGAUCAUAAAAAAUAUUUUAGUAAAGUUAUAAAUUUUGCUCUUGCAUCAUUGUUUUCCGUUUUAAGGCAUUAGUAUUACUCUAAGGCUUAAAUAAUUUUAGUACCUACUUCGCAAAUUAUAUUAUUUUAUAAACAAAAUAUAUCUUACUUAUCAAGAAAUAAUAAAAGUGAAUUUUAAAUGGAAUAA
Molecule: messenger RNA, 825 nt
Organism: Condylostylus longicornis
Lineage: Eukaryota; Metazoa; Arthropoda; Insecta; Diptera; Dolichopodidae
Product: short coiled-coil protein B
Exons: 3
Coding region: 95-469 (124 amino acids)
Cellular component (GO): trans-Golgi network
Source: RefSeq, a predicted model, not a curated record